Molecule: messenger RNA, 633 nt
Organism: Capronia coronata CBS 617.96
Lineage: Eukaryota; Fungi; Ascomycota; Eurotiomycetes; Chaetothyriales; Herpotrichiellaceae
Exons: 2
Coding region: 1-633 (210 amino acids)
Cellular component (GO): RNA polymerase II transcription regulator complex
Molecular function (GO): transcription cis-regulatory region binding; DNA-binding transcription activator activity, RNA polymerase II-specific
Source: RefSeq, a predicted model, not a curated record
AUGACCGAACCUUUGGACGCGAUGCCACAACAACAGCCUAGUUCCCCCAAUGACCCGAUGAACAAUGACGGCGUCACGGGUAGCGCAGAGAGCGAUGGCGGCGACACCAACACCGACGGGCGGAAAGGAUACGGCAAGCGAGAAUUGAGCACAAGUAAGAGAGCGGCGCAGAACCGAGCAGCUCAGAGAGCUUUCCGACAACGAAAAGAAGGCUACAUCAAGAAGCUGGAGGAGCAGGUGCGGGACUAUCAAGCCCUGAGCGAAAACUUCAAGGCCGUUCAAGCCGAAAACUACCAACUUCGAGACUACAUCAUCAAUCUGCAAUCGCGGUUAUUGGAGUCACAGGGUGAGGUGCCUCCUCCUCCUAGCAACGUCGAUGGACUACAACCAGGCAAGCCCGGAGUCACUCAACAACCCGGCUUACUGCCUCGACUAUCCGAGCUCGGUGCUGUGGCUCAGCUUCAGGACAGUCUGCACCACGAACCUCACCGAACCGCGGCCUAUCCGGAGCCUGCCUAUUCAGACCCUCCGGCGGCGAAACGACCUCGGACAGAAUCUGCUGAGAUGACAGCUUCCCAGGCCGCCCUCCAAGGCUCGACAAUCCUAGCCCAAUCAUCUGCCGGGGGUCGGUGA